AUGCAGGUCCACGCGGUUAACUAUGCAACUAGGGACAACAUGCAAGAGGUUUUUGACUACCUGGAUGAUCUUGAGCCGCCACAGAGGGAUAAGAAGAUUGAUGUGACUAACCUACAACGCAUCGCGCAAGUUCUGGGAGACAACAUUUCGGACGCGGAAAUCGAGGUCAUGAUUGAACAUGCAGACCGCGAUGGCAAAGGCUUUGUUACUGCAGAGGAUUUCUACGUGCUAAUGGCUGAUGAAGCACGACGGAUGCAGCAGCAGACGGAUAUCGCUGAGCCAGAACCGCAGAAGAAGGCUCAGAGCCAGGCAGCGAAGCGGUGGAAGAAGGCCCUGAUCAGCGACAAGGCUGAGCUCCAGAAGCCACAUCCAACAAAAGCAGCCCAGUUUGCAAAUUUUCCCGGCACUCAGGUAGACAACGUCGUGCAGGCCAAGUGGCAGCAAGGAGAUAACGCAAUGGCGGCUAUACUGUUUGUGGUAGCAUUGUGCUUUGCCUUGGAAGGAGGUGACGCGGAAACGAAGCCCAAGCACAAGCAGCAGGGAGCCGACACGUGCACGAGCUUCCAGCCUGAGCGUCGCUGGCAAAGAUGGCAAGGAGUCGCGCCCUCGGAGCGGCAGUCGCUCGAGGAAGGCCGGGCCGGGAAGCUGGACGGUUACUUCAUGAACGCUAAGUGCCAACAUCGCAUGUCCUGCCAGAGCUCAUGGCUGCGCGCCAAGGUGGACGUGAUGGGCAUUUGGAUGGAGCCUGGAAGUGCUGUGCGGAUGACAAUGAAAGGGCGGGAUACCUUCCUGGCCACCUUGCACCGACGUCGCUUUGAGGCCGUGCGCAGAGCGCAUCCAUAUCCGUCCCAUGCGAGGCUGGCUGAUGUCUUUAGAAUUGCAGAGCUGGCUUCAGCGGUGUCGUCUUUCUUGUGCCUUGCUGGCACAUGCCGGCUCCGUGAACUGUCCAACUCAUCUCGGGAUGCCUCACGGGCAGCGGUUUUCGGCCACUCAGACUCGCAGGCGCUUUUCGUCUCGGGGUGCAAUCAGAACCUCACCAUGGAGAAGAUUGCGCACUUUGAUCCUACACGCCAUCGAUGGAGCACGCUGGAUGUUCCAAAAUCAUUAUCGAUUGGCUCUCGAUCCUUCUGCAUGCCAACGUUGCUGGGACAGGACGGCUACCUCUAUGUAUGCGGAGCGCGGAGCGACAACAAUGCGAUGUGCAUUCAGCGCUUUGAUGCUUUGAAGUCUCUCUGGACGACCUUGCCUCCAGCGCCAACACCUCGUCGUGGAUUCAACAAUUGGCCGGCCAUAGCUUGCCUGGAGGGUCACAUUUACGUUUGUGGCGGCAGCAGCGAUGACGAAAACUAUUUGAGCGGAGUCGAUUGCUUCGAUCCGUUGACAUGUACAUGGGAGUCACUGGGACCGAUGGGGACUCGCCGGGCCGGAGCGGCCGCUGCAGCUCUGCAGGGCAAGCUCUACGUGUGCGGUGGAGAGACAGGAACCUCCGGCAUCAAUGACUUCUCGGCACUCAACACGGCAGAGCGAUUCACCCCACGUGUUGGCUGCUGGGAAGGUUUGCCUCCGAUGUCUGAGCCGCGUGGUGGGGAUGCGAACGGUGAUCCCAACAUUGCUGCUUGCGUGCUGGGUGAAUUCUUGUAUGUGCGGGGAGGCCAUGAAGUGGACAGUAUGGAACGCUUCAAUCCAUCUUCCCAUUGCUGGGAAAGCUUGCCGCCGAUGACAACGCCGCGGUACUAUGCUGCUAUGGUUGCCUUCAACAAUCGCAUCUACGUGUGUGGUGGCAAGGACGACAACGACGCGGAGGAUUUGAGCUCGGUCGAGGCCUUCAAUCCUGCUUUGGGCUGCUGGGAGAGUGUACCAUCAAUGAAUAUCCCGAGAGCAAACGCUGGCGCUGUGGCUUCUGAGGGUUAUAUCUACAUGUGCGGAGGCAGCUUGUUUGUGGAUGUCUCAUUGUGA
Molecule: messenger RNA, 1956 nt
Organism: Symbiodinium pilosum
Lineage: Eukaryota; Dinophyceae; Suessiales; Symbiodiniaceae
Source: the annotation of a GenBank genome assembly